Messenger RNA from Lethenteron reissneri (Far Eastern brook lamprey), 2836 nucleotides. It is a transcript of the gene SNAP29, whose product is annotated as synaptosome associated protein 29. Gene Ontology annotation, biological process: synaptic vesicle priming; synaptic vesicle fusion to presynaptic active zone membrane; exocytosis. Gene Ontology annotation, cellular component: SNARE complex; plasma membrane. Lineage: Eukaryota; Metazoa; Chordata; Hyperoartia; Petromyzontiformes; Petromyzontidae. Gene Ontology annotation, molecular function: syntaxin binding; SNAP receptor activity. The record is from RefSeq and is a predicted model, not a curated record.
UAUCCCGACUACGAAAUCAAAUCCACAACCCCCCCUCGCUCCGCCAUUACAAAACCACCUCCGUCUCUCGCCGUCCGUCUUAUUUCUCCGCGAUGACGGCGCGAGCAGGCAGCAUCAACCCCUUCGACGACGACGACGAUGCGGCGAUGAGGAGGAUGAGGGCAGACAAGGAUGAUGAGGAUGAUGAUGAGGAGGAGUUCGGGGCGCCGCGAACCCGGCAAGAAGAGCUGAGGCAGGAGGUGCUGAGGCGGCAGCGCGCGAUGGCGCAAAGCACGGGCCGCUCCGCAGGCCUCAUCGCCGACUCGGAGAAAGUCGGAGUGGAGACGGCUCAGGAGCUGAUUCGCCAGGGCGAGGCUCUGCGGCGCACCGAAAAGACCCUGGACAAAAUGGACGGCGACCUCUCCAUCAGCCAGAGGCACAUCAGUAGCAUCAAGAGCGUGUUCGGGGGCCUGGCCAAUUACUUCCGCUCCAAACCAGAGCCCCCCAAAGCAGAGCCCCCCGUAGAAGACAUCGCCCGUGGGAACGCCAGGCUGCAGGAGGCGCUAGACAAAAGUAAAGAGACUCAGAGUCAGUAUGAGGACCGCCACCCCGUGCUUAGGAAACAAGAGAUGGCUGGUUUUUAUGACGACAUCGGAUCGGAGACGGUGCCGGGUGGUGCUGCCAAGGUUGACGGUUCCAAGAAAAACCCGGUGCUGCAGGCGUACCACCAGAAAAUGGACAACGACCUGGAGGACAUCGGGAUGGGCCUCGGACGCCUCAAGGGCCUGGCGCUGGGACUGCAGACGGAGAUCGGCGAGCAGGACGAGGUCAUCGACCGUUUGGCGUCGCGGGUCGACAAGGUGGACAACCGGGUCAGGAGCACCAACCAGCAGGUCCGCAAGCUCUAGCCAGCGCCGAGCACCGUGCUCGCUAGCGAUGAAGACGACGACGACGACGGCGGUGGUGGCGGCUGGGACGGCAACUCGCAAACGACACUCGCGAGGGCCUUCGUGUGGAUGAAGUCGUGCGAAAUGUGCGAUUUACCUCGGUCAGUUAACCCAGGUUAACGCCUGGGUCUCUUUCGUAACGUCUUGCCAGCGAGCCUCCGACACGUCACGUGACCUCAAAGCAUGCGCCUUGCUUGGCGCAAGUAAUGUGGCGAGGUCACCGUCAGCUUAGUGGCGAAUGUCGGCUAUUGUUGUUGUUGUGGUUGCUGUGUGCGAGGCAUGUAACGAUACGCCCCCGAUACUUGCGUCGAAUCACGGCUGGAGAGGGUUUGUUAUUUUCGAAUCGUGUGUUGUACGGCAUGGGGUCGCAUGACCCCUUAAACGCUAAUUUCACCCAUGUGGCAACAAAAAAAAAUUAUCCAUCUCGACGAUUAAUCGAUUGGAGAUGGCGGAUCGUUCCAUGCCUGGUGUCCUUGUAUUGACGAACGACCACAAGAGCUGGGAUCGUUUCAACUUUUUUGUCGGCUUGUUUCUCUUCCCGGCAAAAUUAUUGUAUUUUUGUGUUUUUGUUUUGUUUACACAACCUGUGUGUUGACUGGUCAAACAAUAACGCUCGCCAUAUAAAGUAAGCACGCAUGCACGCAAGGGGGCUCGCGCACGCGCAGCACACGCGUAGCACACGCGUGACGGCCUGCGGCCCGCGUGCCGCACUCGCGCACUGCUGGGGCUGCCGCUACUCCCGCCAUGCGUUUCUUAUUUCCCUGAAAUCGGCUCUUGGCACGGACGCACGCAGGCAUGCGAAUACGCUUGCCAUCGCGCGCGCGUGCGUGCUCCCCCACACAUGGAACGCAGGGCAAACGGGGAGCGAGGCAGCGUAAGCACGCAAUGUGCAAACGUGCACACCAAGACGGCACACAAGGACCCCCCCCCCCCCAUCGCAUAUAGGCGUUAUUAGACUGUUGGGGCAAGUGCUGUUAGCGAGGACCUAUGAAGGUCGGCACGGCAGAUGACGGGGCGAGUGGCGAGCACCGUGUCCGGUCGCCUUUGUAUCCCUGAGUGUGUCCUGUUUACACAGCACACCGGGUACUGAUUUGAGGCCGAGUAGACCUAGUGCAGCACGCUAACCGUGACACCACCGCUCACCAAGAUGGCACGCACGCACAAAGACCUCGACACCUUCACCGCCUUAAAUCACACAGCCCGCCAUCGCUUUCCUUCCACUAAUGAAACGCCUCAUUUGCGCGUUAACACCUAUUUCUGGCCGUGCCGUGGCGCACUCCCGUGUCAUUUGUCACUAUGGAAACCUUAAUGUAUGGGCUCUCACGCUCGCUUCUCCAUGCCUUUGGUCCCUGUGCAAACUAUUGCUCGUGGGAAUGCGAGGAAUUUGGGGGCUUGAGCCCACGACCCCCACCCCCCACGGGACCCCCACCCCACCAGCACAACCAACCUGAGACCACGCUGCUGUAACCGCCCGUGCCGCCUUUCACUCUCGUGCCGCUUUCUCCUUUCACCCGAACCCGCAGCAUUCCACCGUCGCUCGGCGCGCGCGGCUCGGCUUUGCGAGAAGGAAACUCACGCGGUGGAAACGGCCGUGCUGGUCGAGGUGUUGUUACCGGGGUGCGACUCGAUUUAUUGUAAAUGCGUCAUGCGCCUACGACUGACUUCUGCUUGGCACAGAUUUUAUUGUUGGAUUCCCGCUAAUUCCAUUUAAUUGUUAUUGGGAAUUAGUCUCUUCUAUAGAUUCGAUUUUAGGAGGCCCUCUGCCAUAGUUUGCAAGAGUAACCAAAUAUCACGAAAAUGUAGCAGCUUAAUCUAUAUUGCGUAAAAUGACGUAUAGCAAAAAACAUCCCUGUUCAACGAUAGUUUUGUUCGUUCACGCUGAAAAUAAACUGAAUUCAAACCGUUUCUCA